AGGCCCAUGCGUCAAAUUUGUAGGCUCGGACUAUAUAAGCUCUUGCCCCCCCCACAAAAACAACACGGAUGGACCUCACGGCCACAAGCGCCAGAUGGGCCUCAUCGUCCCCGAUGCCGUCCAUAGCAUCACCCAUCACGACGACUUUUGCGCCCAGACCGACCGGUGGAAGUUUCCGGCCGCUUCUCGUCUCAGGCAAGUUUCGACACACAGCACCGACGCUAAAAGCCCGCGAUCCCGACCGCAACACCGACGACCCCGACCAAGAGGUCCGGGGCUCAGGUCGCCCCGCCCGCAUCGCCCUCAAACUCAAAUCCAAUCCACAUAGUAAACCAAUUAAUGCGAAACAAAAACAACAGGAACAAGAGAGGGAGCUGAGUGCGUCGGAUGUGUUAUUGGCAUUACAAAGAGCCACUGCUCACAAAAUCAAGAAGAAGCGAAGAAGGGAAAGGGAAAACAGAGGUCGCAGCCAGAGCGAACCUCGAAACGAAGAAGAAGAAGAAGAAAGUUGCGAUUACUAUAGCAGUGUUCGAGCCAUAUCCAUUAAGAGCGACUGGGCUUCUCGUUUGGAUGAACUCGAGAAGCGCCUUCAGCAGCUUCAAGUUGAAAUCCAGCAAUGAAUGGCCCCAUCUGUUCUUUUACUUUUCCAUGAUUUUCGCCCUAUUUCACUUGUUUUAUAUUGUAGUCUCAAUUCUCAAAUAUUACGUUGAUUCCACUUUAUUUGCUUUUA
Molecule: messenger RNA, 730 nt
Organism: Diospyros lotus (date-plum)
Lineage: Eukaryota; Viridiplantae; Streptophyta; Magnoliopsida; Ericales; Ebenaceae
Exons: 1
Coding region: 69-620 (183 amino acids)
Source: RefSeq, a predicted model, not a curated record